AUGGAUUUCACAACUGUCAUUGCCCCCACCGUCAUCACUGCUGCCAACGCACACAACUACGGGACAAAGCCUCGUAAUUUGAAUGAGGAUCUCCAUCCCAAACAACGAGCGUUCAUGAACAAAAUUUUUGGUGAGACGGAAGAAGUGGUUGUUGGAGUGACCGAUCCAAGGGCACUACGACGACAAGCCGCACCAAAGGUGAAGAUCUCACUGCGAAGACGCAUCACCGACGGCCUCAACGCUCCCUUUGAGUACGAAAUGACGGAAGCUGCCAGAGUUGUAUUGUAA
Cylindrotheca closterium is the source of this 288-nucleotide messenger RNA. Lineage: Eukaryota; Bacillariophyta; Bacillariophyceae; Bacillariales; Bacillariaceae. The record is from the annotation of a GenBank genome assembly.